GGGAUAAAAUGUGGGAAGUGGAGGGUGAAUUGAAAGAGUGGUGGGCAAGGGAGAGAAGAAAAAGAAAAGAAGAAUAUUAUGAUGAUGAUGAUGACGAUAAUGAAGAAGUACGGAGGAGGUUGGGUUUUGGGAGGUGUUGUUGCUGUCGUCUCGUUUACUGUUAUGUUAUUGUUAGUGCUGCUUCGGCAACGUAAGAGAUUUGUCUUGCACCCCUUUCUAACUCCAUCAUCAUCAUCCCCAUCCACAUCGCUUUCGGUCUCCGAUUCUACCAAUCCCAACUUGAGGACCUCAAAAUUUGUAACAGAUGCAGAUUUGAAGUUUUUAAUUGAGACUUUGGAUGAGAAACUCAAUGAGAGUGAUAAAUGGGAGGAUGUUAUAGAUAAAAGAAAUCAGCAACUAUGCUACACUGCGAAGUGCUGCAAGCCUAAGGUUAUUGCUUUUAUGCUUAAUUCUGAUUUUUUUGGGGGGGGGGCUGUUAACUUGGUCUUUUUGCUAUAAUUGUUAUGAUAACAUGAUGCUUUCAUAAAUGUUAUGCAUCUGAUGAUCUGAAGUUUAGGAUGUUUUAAUUGUUAUAUGGUGAGUAAUGCUUCUCUAGGUGUUUCUUCGUUUUCUCUCUUGCACAAUGUGCUGGCAGGCACAGACAAACACAAAUGCUGAAUCAAUCCAUCCUCUAGAGCAUUUUAUCUUCUAUGUUGCAUAUUUAUUUUUCAGUAGUGGCAACUUAGUAUGUACACCAGCUUCAACAAGAGUAAAAUAUUGAUUCUCUCUUUCUUGCACAAUUUUGUCUGUAAUUAAUUAAUUGAUAGUUAUAAGAGGUUACAUCUUUUUCCUGGGUUCGCCUUCCAGC
Arachis ipaensis is the source of this 847-nucleotide messenger RNA. The record is from RefSeq and is a predicted model, not a curated record. Lineage: Eukaryota; Viridiplantae; Streptophyta; Magnoliopsida; Fabales; Fabaceae.